Molecule: messenger RNA, 543 nt
Organism: Lotus japonicus
Lineage: Eukaryota; Viridiplantae; Streptophyta; Magnoliopsida; Fabales; Fabaceae
Exons: 3
Coding region: 1-543 (180 amino acids)
Source: RefSeq, a predicted model, not a curated record
AUGUCUCAAUUUGCUGCUGUUCCUCCUCCCACACCAAGCCCAGCUGCAUCCACUCACCCAUUUAUGCAAAAUAUGGUACGUUUUAGGCACACUUGUAAGACAAAGUGGCUUGUUAAGGUGAAUAAGCAUCUAACAGAUGCCCAAAGGUCUCGAAUUCAGAGAACCCCGUUUCACUCGUUAAUGGAAAUGCCCGAAAAAUUACGUACCAAUUGCAUAUUGUUGUCUAACUUAGCGAGUCGGUGGGAGGAGAACCGUUUCGGUUUUAAAAUACAAGAUAAUGUAGUGUCUUUUACUCCACUAGAUGUAUGUUUCUCACUAGGAUUGCGUCUAGUUGGACUAAAUGUGAAUUACAAUGGAGAUGAAGAUGCUGAAUGCCAUACCAAAGGUUUAUUUAAGGGGGAAGAAAUAACAGUUAAGACAAUAGUUAAGCAACUAAGGAGGCAUAAAAGUGAUGACAAGGUUGAUGACUUUUGUAGGCUAUAUAUCCUUCUUGGAUUUGAAGGUAAUCAGUUCCUCCAGUUCUGGGAUGAAUACAGUGCAUGA